AUGUGGAUGUUUUCUUGGCUUUGUGCCAUUUUAAUUAUGCUGGUUAUUGCUGAUAUGGACACAAUCGCAAAGACCACACAAUAUACCAAGUUUAUGAAGAAAUCUAAGGGAAAAGAGAUGCUGAAGGGUCUAAAGUGGUCCAGCGGUCCACCUCUGAAAGAAGAACCCGGUAUCACUGAAAUGGCUGAAAUGGCAGAACCAACCACAGAACCGUUGGCCUUGGAUUCUGCCUUUGGCACUGCCACUCUCUUCUCUUUUGAAAACUUCAUUCUUGAUACAGCUGAUUUCUUUUUGAAUUGUUGUGAUUGUUGUUCACCUCUACUAGGACAGAAAGGAGAACCUGGAGAUAGUGGAAAACCAGGUCCUAAGGGAGAGGCUGGUAAUAUGGGGAUUCCAGGGCCACCAGGAGUCAUUGGGCCCCAAGGUCUAAAAGGCCAGAAAGGAGAAAAGGGACUUAAAGGAGAACGUGGGGAUCAAGGAACAAAUGGGGUUCCCGGAUAUCCAGGGAAACCUGGAGAACAAGGUAGACUUGGUUCUAAGGAAGAUAAAGGAAACACUGGACUGGCGGGAAUGAAAGGACAAAAAGGCUCCAAGGGGGAUGCAUGUGUGAAUGGUACCAAAGGAGAUAAAGGAGAGCGAGGGGCGGAGGGUUCACCAGGCUUAAAUGGAGAGUCUGGGGCCAAGGGUGAGAAGGGGGAGAUAGGGGAAAAGGGCUACUGUGGAGAUUCUGGGGAGAGAGGAGAAAAAGGACAAAAAGGCAAGGAGGGCAUGAAAGGACAAAAAGGUAGCAAAGGAGACAUUGGAAUGGAAGGCAAAAGUGGCCCAGAUGGCCUGCCUGGGGCCAAAGGUGAGCCAGGGGUUAAAGGAGCAAAGGGGGAACUAGGUCCUCCUGGCCUUCUGGGACCUGCUGGGCCAAAGGGCGAGCUUGGGAGUAAAGGAGUCCGAGGAUCUAUUGGGAAGAAGGGGUCCCGGGGCCUUAAAGGCUCCAAGGGCGAGGUGGCUGGAGUUACUCGGUCGGCUUUCAGUGCCGCUUUAUCAAAGCCCUUCCCUCCUCCCAACAUUCCUAUCAAAUUUGACAAGGUUUUCUAUAAUGACCAAGGAAAUUACAGUCCUGUCACCGGUAAAUUUAGCUGUAGUGUUCCUGGAGCAUAUGUAUUUUCCUACCACAUCACCGUGAGAGGCCGCCCUGCUCGGAUCAGCCUGGUGGCCCAGAAUAAGAAGCAGUUCAAGUCCAGAGAAACUCUUUAUGGUCAAGAAAUAGAUCAAGUCUCUCUCCUCGUCAUCCUGAAAUUAAGUGCAGGGGACCAAGUCUGGCUGGAAGUUUCAAAAGACUGGAAUGGGGUGUAUGUCAGUCCUGAGGAUGACAGCAUUUUUACUGGGUUCCUUUUGUACCCAGAGGAGCGUCCUGGGAUUUAA
Molecule: messenger RNA, 1416 nt
Organism: Trichechus manatus latirostris (Florida manatee)
Lineage: Eukaryota; Metazoa; Chordata; Mammalia; Sirenia; Trichechidae
Gene: OTOL1
Product: otolin 1
Exons: 4
Coding region: 1-1416 (471 amino acids)
Molecular function (GO): protein binding
Source: RefSeq, a predicted model, not a curated record